AUGGCGUUAACAUUGCCCCUACAAAUCUUCGAAAAGAUCUACCAAUGUUGUUCAAACGAAGAAAACUCGUCGAAAAACGCGAAUUAUCGAUUGGCGGAACGAUUACUCGAACAUGCUACACUAAUCGACCUACUGAAGUGGCGGAGAGUGUCCAAGACCUUCAGAAGAGCUGCUGACAACCGGCUCAAGUCAUUCACCCGCAUCGAUGUUCGCGUUUAUCCCGGCCUCAACGACAUAUACAACAACCGCUGUGAUUCCGGUAAGAUUUACCCGAUAACACUCUUGCUUGUUUGGCGAAGCGUUUUGAUUAAUUGAGGCGACAAAGUUAACAUUGGGUGAUCAUUGGUAUAUAUCUUUUGAUGACUUUUUGUGAACCAAGCACGUUUUUGGCGGUUAAAACUUUUGUAAAAUUGUUGACAUUUCGAUUAUAAUAUAGUAGCGGAGUAGUUGGGUUCAGUUUAAAACCAACGAUCCAAUAUUUUUAAAUUCAAUUAAUACUUGAACCCAAUGGCCAAAUAAAGUCUAAAGCAUCCAUAAUAUUAUUUAAAAACCUCUCAUUUCAGAUCUAUUUGAAUGGCACCCAAAAGCGCCAAUAAUGCUGAUGGAAACAGGACCAAACCAAGUUGGAAUUGCCAUUGAUUCAAAUAUGAAGACGGCCAACGUUCGAGCCCUAUUAGAGAUAUUGUCAGUGUUCAGAAGCUCGACUCAAGAACUGUUCAUGGACAGUCCAGUCAUCGACCUGUUUAUAUCACAAAUCAACAAGGAACAGAUGUACGCUCUGAUCGAGUUACUACGCAAGAACAGAGUCAUGAAGAAGUCGACUGCCAUCUUUGAUGCCCAUGUGAAGAUACUGGAUUUGCCACCACAAAAGUCGUUAGUACCAUUUGGACCAUUCUUCCCCAAUUUGAAGAAAUUCACCGUGACUUCCACGGUAAGUAUUAUGUGUUAUUAAAAUUUUAUUUUUCACUUUGUUAGCGUAUUUUAUGAAAUUUUUGCUACGAAUAUCAAUUACUAUGUAUAUGUAUACCUCUAAAGCAGUUAGUAGAUCUCAAGUUACCAUUUCACAAUUUCAGUCAAACCAACUGGAACACCUAUCCCGCUUAUGUACAUAUGCAGUCGGAGUAGAACUACUGUACCAUCCCGAGAACAUUGACCUACUAUGUCUUCGUAUCAUCCUUGGCGGUCGAUGGUUCCGAAAACCGCACGUUCGUAUGUUCAAACAUGUAGCUCGCUUCAGACAAUGGACUGAAGCCAACUCGAUGGGUGAACGUUACUUCCAACAAUUUACUCCAACCACCAAAGGCAAACGUAUUUUAUAA
Molecule: messenger RNA, 1319 nt
Organism: Bursaphelenchus okinawaensis
Lineage: Eukaryota; Metazoa; Nematoda; Chromadorea; Rhabditida; Aphelenchoididae
Source: the annotation of a GenBank genome assembly